AUGCACGAUCCGAGGGAUGGAUACAAAUGUUUUCGCCAAUGCGGUCGUCUAUUCACAUCAAUUAAAAGCCUUAAAAAACAUGUGCUAUCUUGCAAGGAAAAUAAUACUGCGGAGCUACCAAAGGAAGAUUUGAAACAUCCCGAACAUGCAGUAAAACACGAAGAGAAAAACAUAUCUGAAAAUCUCAAAAACUUCUCAUUACCAUGCCAGCAUAUCGAAAACGAGAAUCAAGUUCAGGUCAGGAAUAUCGAUCAGUAUGAUGCAAGCGAUUCAAGUCUAAAAAUGACCUUGAAAUGGCUCAGCGAGGACGGAUUAUCAAGGAAAAUCGCAUUUGAUAUUAACAAGGACGUGAAAUUGAAUGUUAUCGAGCCUUUGCACACACUGAUCAACGACCUACAAUCCUCCGGAGCUAUGUCGCUGGAGUGUAAGCGAUCCAUUGAUUCACUUCUUGCAAAUUUCAACUGUACCAGCGAACACAAAUUUAUACAACAUUUAAAAACCCGAGACCUGUACGAAAAUCCAUCGUUUUUCACAAUACAUGAAGAACUACAAGAGUGUUCAGAAGAUCAGCUGCAUCAACAGCUUCAUCGUAUACAAGGUGUACUGAUGCCAAUCAAAUUCAUGCUACGAAAGUAUCUGGAGAUGGAUGGAGUUCUAGAGACAAUCCUAAACAAUCUUAAGCUGUCAAGAGAUGGAUCGAUUCGUACUCUUGUCGACGGUUCCAUAUGGCAAGAGAGGACCUCGAGUAUGUGCUGCAAAACUGUAGUUCCAAUUAAUAUUUAUUUCGACGAUUUUACCACGAGCGACACGUCUUCUUGUCAUUCGAAGUCAACGUCAAUCUGUGCAAUCUAUCUUAACCUGCCAAGUUUAUCGGGAUACGCCCUUGGUAAAUUAAGCAAUAUUCUUACAGUAGGCUACCUAAAAACGGAGGAUAGAAAACAGCAUAGUAAUGAUAAAAUCUUAUCAAAACUAGUAGAGCUAUUGAUACAGCUAGAGGAAGAUGGAUUAGAAAUAAAAUAUCAAGGAGAAAAAAGAAAAGUUUAUUUUGUGUUGGGGUUUGUUCUAGGCGACAAUUUAGGUGUCAACGGUAUUUUGGACUACGUAGAAAGUUUUAGAGCAAACUAUUUCUGUAGGGUCUGCAAGAGAAUACGCGUUCAAACUGAGGUCGAUGCUAAAGAAUACCCGAAAGUGUUUAGAACAAUAGAUGGCUAUGAUCGCGAUAUCGAGCUGAAUGAUGUUUCCAGAACAGGAAUCAAAUCUCCUAGCAUAUUCAAUAAAAUUCCCUCCUAUCACGUUACAUACAACUUUGUCUUUGACAUAAUGCACGACAUUUUCGAAGGAGUUGGUGUAUAUGAUCUCCAACAUAUUUUGCAUCAUUUUAUUUACGUCGAACGAUACUUUAAUAUUAGUGAUUUUAAUGAAAGCAAAAACUACAUAAUGAAACAAGAUUAUCAGUGUGGCAAUAUUAUCCAUGAUAUUUCGGAGCAUCAGAUUAAAACGAAGAAAAUUAAGUGCACAGCAAGUGAGAUGAAGAUUUUAAUAACACUUUUUCCGUUGAUUGUUGGCCCUUUUGUACCUAAGAACGACAAAGUAUGGAAACUUGCCAACAGUUUAGUACAAAUUGUGCACAUUGUACUGUUAAGAGAAGUCCCAUAUGUUUUGAUAAAGGAGUUACGAAAGCUUAUCCACUUCCAUCAUGAUCAAUACGUAAAAUUGUUCAAUGACACUCUUAAACCUAAGCACCAUAAUAUGGUGCAUUACCCGACUGCUAUCCUAAAAGGAGGAGCCCUUCGAUCACAUUGGUCAAUGCGGUUUGAAUCAAAGCAUAGGGAAUCGAAAUCCUACUGUAAGAUUAAUAGCAAUAGAAUCAACACAUGUUUAUCAUUGGCCAUCAAAGCUAACUUCAAAUUCGCUUAUAAUUGUGUCAGUAACAGCUUUUUGCCUUCUCUGCUCUCGUAUGAAAAAACGCAAAUUGAAAGAAGACAAUUUCAUUUGGAUCACGCAUUGUAUGUCAAUUCAGAGCUGCAUAACGUAGAUAUAUCUUCCGUUCAAUUUAUACGAUCGUUUGUGAAAUGCGGUUUGGUUUACAAAUUAGGGACGAUUGUUUGCGUCAGAAAUGCUGAUAGUGUUGAUAUUGUUAAAAUAAUUGAAAUAUUUUUGAGCAAAAAUGACGAUCCACUCAUGCUGUGUGAGAGAUAUGAAGCUAAAGGUUUUGUUGAUCACCUACAAUCUUUUGAAGUAGAAACAACAGCGUCAAUCACAGUGAUCAGUAAUAUAGAAACCAUCGAUACAAUGCCAAUCAGUUUAUACAUUGUAAAUGAAAAAUCUUAUUACAGGGUUUGUAAUUACUAUAAAUUCAACGACAUUUGAUCGAAGAACUGUAAAAUAUAUACAAUUUGUAAUCAUUUAAAAAAAACUAUUAAAUACAUAGAACAAUAACAAUGA
Messenger RNA from Aedes albopictus (Asian tiger mosquito), 2445 nucleotides. RefSeq lists its product as uncharacterized. The record is from RefSeq and is a predicted model, not a curated record. The coding region runs from base 1 to 2370 and encodes 789 amino acids. The transcript has 2 exons. Lineage: Eukaryota; Metazoa; Arthropoda; Insecta; Diptera; Culicidae.